Coturnix japonica (Japanese quail) is the source of this 4248-nucleotide messenger RNA. RefSeq names its product WD repeat domain 59 (gene WDR59). Gene Ontology annotation, cellular component: Seh1-associated complex; vacuolar membrane. Gene Ontology annotation, molecular function: signaling adaptor activity; protein binding. The record is from RefSeq and is a predicted model, not a curated record. Gene Ontology annotation, biological process: positive regulation of TORC1 signaling; cellular response to amino acid starvation. NCBI's taxonomy places the organism in Eukaryota, Metazoa, Chordata, Aves, Galliformes, Phasianidae.
AGGGCCCGGCGUCGGGGCGUUGCUGGGGCGGCUUAAGAUGGCGGCGCGCUGGAGCAGCGAGAAUGUGGUGGUGGAGUUCCGCGACGCCCAGGCCCCUUAGGAGACAUUCGCGUGUCCCUCACCCCUCUCUUCAUUUCUCCUCUGAGACCGUCGCAGCUUAUUUGCUGGGUACAGCGCAGUCAGCAGGAAUAGCAGGCAACUGCUAUGUCAGUGGACUGCCUAGGACAGCAUGCAGUACUAUCAAGCCGCCGCUUCCUCUACAUAGUCAAUCUGGAUGCACCAAAUGAGGGCCAUCGCAAGAUCUCCCGACAGAGCAAGUGGGACAUUGGGGCGGUGCAGUGGAACCCCCACGACAGCUACGCGUAUUAUUUUGCAGCUUCGAGCAACCAGCGAGUUGACCUGUAUAAGUGGAAGGAAGGUAAUGGGGAAGUUUGCACGUCAUUGCAGGGACACACGCGUGUAAUCAGUGACUUGGACUGGUCAGUGUUUGAACCAGACCUGCUGGUCACCAGUUCUGUUGACACAUACAUCUACAUCUGGGACAUCAAAGACACCAGGAAGCCUACAGUCUCACUCUCUGCAGUGGCUGGAGCUUCCCAGGUCAAAUGGAACAAGAAGAAUGCCAACUGUUUAGCAACAAGCCAUGAUGGGGAUGUCAGAAUAUGGGACAAAAGGAAACCCAGCACUGCAGUAGAAUACUUAGCAGCUCAUCUCUCUAAAAUCCAUGGUCUGGACUGGCAUCCUGACAAUGAGUACACGCUGGCCACUUCCAGCCAGGACAACUCUGUCAGGUUCUGGGAUUACCGUCAGCCUCGGAAAUACCUCAAUAUCCUUCCCUGCCAGGUUCCUGUCUGGAAGGCAAGAUACACGCCUUUCAGCAAUGGGCUGGUGACAGUGAUGGUUCCGCAGCUCCGACGAGAGAACAGCCUACUUCUCUGGAAUGUCUUUGACUUGAACACACCUGUUCAUACUUUUGUGGGACAUGAUGACGUGGUGCUGGAGUUUCAGUGGAGGAAACAGAAAGAAGGUUCUAAAGACUACCAGCUGGUUACGUGGUCCCGUGAUCAGACUCUGCGGAUGUGGCGGAUUGACUCUCAGCUGCAGAGGCUGUGUGCUAAUGAUAUCCUGGAUGGAGUUGAUGACCUCAUCGAUGGGAUUUCUCUUCUGCCUGAGCCAGACAAGACCCUUCAACCCCAGGACUCUGAGCCCCAGCAUAGCUCUGGACAUGGGGAUGAGGAAGCCUGUACUGCAUCUUUUCUGUCAGCCUUAAAAGAAGACUUCCUGAAUGACCUCCUGGUGGGAAAGAAAACAGACCAACUGGGGCUGCCUCAAACACUGCAGCAGGAGUUCUCACUGAUCAACGUGCAGAUCCGAAAUGUCAACGUGGAGAUGGAUGCUGUGAAUCGUAGCUGCACAGUGUCAGUGCACUGCGGCAACCACCGAGUCAGGAUGCUGGUGAUGUUCCCUGUCCAGUAUCCCAAUAAUGCUGCGCCAUCCUUCCAGUUCAUCAACCCUACCUCCAUCACUGCCUCCAUGAAGGCCAAGCUGCUGAAGAUACUGAAAGACACUUCUCUGCAGAAAGUGAAGCGGAACCAGAGCUGCCUGGAGCCCUGCCUGCGUCAGCUCGUCUCCUGGCUGGAGUCUGUCGUGAACCAAGAGGACAGCACGUCCAGCAACCCCUAUGCUCUGUCCAACUCCGUGACGACCCCCCUACCCACCUUUGCCCGGGUCUCCAAUGCCUAUGGCUCCUACCAGGACUCUAACAUCCCAUUUCCACGGACCUCUGGAGCCCGGUUCUGUGGUGCAGGGUACCUGGUGUAUUUCACGAGACCCAUGACUAUGCACCGUGCAGUGUCCCCAACGGAGCCCACACCCCGGUCCCUGUCAGCUUUAUCAGCAUACCAUAGUGGCCUCAUUACUCCCAUGAAGAUCCGUACAGAGACUCCAGGCAAUCUGCGUUUGUACAGCGGGAGUCCUACACGCAGUGAGAAGGAGCAGGUCUCCAUUAGCUCCUUCUACUACAAAGAGAGGAUGUCUCCUCGCUCUGCCCGGCGACGUUGGUCCAUACAAGCAAUUAACGACUUCCCGAAAUCAAGGAGGUGGAAAAGCAAACGGGAGGGGACGGAUGCCAACAACCGACCCAUCAAAGCUGCUGGGAAAGUUAUUAUACAAGAUAUUUCCUGCUUGCUGCCUGUGCACAAGCUGCUGGGAGAGCUCUACAUAUUGAAUGUGAAUAAUAUCCAGGAGACUUGCCAGAAGAAUGCUGCCUCAGCCAUGGCUGUCGGACGGAGGGAUCUUGUACAGGUCUGGUCACUGGCCAUGGUAGCCACUGAUCUUUGUCUUGGACCAAAGUCUGAUCCAGAUUUGGAGAUACCAUGGGCACAGCAUCCAUUUGGACGGCAAUUACUGGAGUCCUUGCUGGCUCAUUACUCGCAGCUCCAUGACGUGCAGACCCUGGCCAUGCUGUGCAGCGUGUUUGAAGCCCAGUCCAGGUUACAGGGAUGCCCAAACUCCUAUUGUCCUUUUCCUCAGCGUGCCUCCAACCUGGCCUCCCACAGCCGAUACCCCAGCUUUACUUCCUCUGGUUCCUGUUCCAGCAUGUCAGAUCCUGGACUUGGCACUGGGGGCUGGAGCAUAGCAAACAAGGACACGGAGCAGACCUCCACUCCAUGGUGUGAGUCUUCUCCGGAUGAGUUCCGCUACAGCAACCUGAUGUAUCCCGACCAUCGGGAACGCGAGAAGGACCAGCAUGAGAAGAACAAAAGGCUCCUGGAUCCGGCCAACACUCAGCAGUUUGAUGACUUCAAGAAGUGCUACGGUGAAAUCCUCUAUCGCUGGGGUCUGCGAGAGAAGAGAGCUGAGGUCCUCAAGUUUGUCUCCAGUCCUCCUGAUCCCCACAAAGGAAUUGAGUUUGGUGUGUACUGCAGCCACUGCCGCAGCGAGGCGCGGGGCACCCAGUGCACCAUCUGCAAGGGCUUCACCUUCCAAUGCGCCAUCUGCCACGUGGCCGUGAGGGGCUCCUCCAACUUCUGCCUGACGUGUGGGCACGGUGGCCACACCAGCCACAUGAUGGAGUGGUUCCGCACGCAGGAGGUGUGUCCCACGGGCUGCGGGUGCCACUGCCUGCUGGAGAGCACCUUCUGAACAGCGUGAGGCCAGAGCACGCCAGGAAUGGGACUUGGGAUGGAAUUCCACGUUGACUCAACUCUGCAGCAUCUGGAGUUGCUGUGCAGGGAGCCGGUGCGGGACUUCUGGUGGUGUGCUGACAUUUGAGUGCUUCCAGUGUCCCUGUGCUUCCCAGGCUGCUUUCAGACCACUUGGACCAAACUCCACUGUGUCCAUUGCUGGCGAUGGAUGCCACGCCACAGAGCUCGUGCUUGUCCUGCAGGAGGAGUGUAAAUAUUGGCUGGUGUCUGCCAGGCUUCGGGGUUCCUUUGGAAAGCGCUCGAGUGGCAGAGCCAGGCUUGCCCCAGUUGUGUGUGUAGUGUCUUUCCAGGUGCCUCCCUGGGGUGAGCCGGGCAGAUUCUUCCUCACACACUUAAAGUAGAAAUAAUCUGCAGGCAGCAGAGAGCUCUGCAGGCUCACUGUCAUCUGAGCUCAACGAGUGGCUGUGCUCCAAGUCACUUUCUGAACCAACAAGGUCCUUAUUAGUGAACUGCUGUUUACAUUGCUGAGGUUAUCCCAUAAAGCAAGGGGUGCAAUGACGUUUUUCAGCAUUACUUCCUAAAUAGCUUCCUCCCUCUGCUCCGUAUCAGCACCUGAUGUGAAAAUCCCAGCCACGCAACCGCAGCCACUAGGAUUAGUUUCUUUCUUCCAGGAGUUUAUUGCUGUUCACUGAGUGUCUCUGCGCUCUGCUCCCGGUGAUUCAGUGCACUUUAACUUGCCUGUCCCUGCCUUGCUGGCAGCACAUCCCCAGGGCUGGGAGAGGCAGCCACGUUUCUGUUUGGGAUCCAUGGCAGCUUUGGAGGACUGCAGGUCUCCCCUUGUCUGCGGGGGGCAAUGUGGAAAGCCUCGGCUUCCUUGGGAAGACACAGAGAGCAUUUGUUCCGUGCGUGGGGAAACUGAUGAGUAACUUGGGGUGAUGUCAAGGGGAAAAGUGGUGGGGGUAACAGAGGCAACAGGUUUGUGCCUUCCGUUUGAGAAUGUCCUGGUUGGAUCCCCCUCUCUGGGGCUGUGCCUGUAUAACUCAGGCUGUGGAACAAGCAGAUGAUGUCUCUUAAACAUUAAAGUUAUUUUUUGAAGCGUGUU